UAGUGAUUAGUGUUCUUAGCAUCGGACAAAAUAAACAAUAAGUUAAAAAAAAAAAAUCGCUUAUAUUAAUUAAAACUAAUAUUGAUCGUAAACGUCAUCGUCAUGUUGAUUAAAUUACAAUUCAUUUUAGUGUUAAUAAUAAAACAAAGUAUUAAAGAAAAUUAUGCAAGCUUAGAUGAUUCCUAUUUAAUGUGGGGUCAAUGGGUAUGUGACAGUGGAGAACGUAUUAAUAGAGAUGAACUUUGUGAUGGUUCUGUUCAUUGCAAAGAUGGUUCAGAUGAAACCGUACGCCACUGUAUCGAUUUUAAGUGCCCGGGCUAUGCUUUCCGUUGUGCUUAUGGCGCCUGCAUAUCAGGCAAUUACAAGUGUGAUAAGAAAAACGAUUGUGUUGAUGGUUCAGAUGAAAUUGAUCUGCUAUGCAAAGAAAGCAUACAUAACCUAUCAGAAAGGAUAAGAGGUCGAUGCGAUGAUGCUAGACUUUCUUUACAAUGCAAAUCGGGGGAAUGUAUUGGCACUGAAUUUAUCUGCGAUGGUCACCGCGACUGUAGUGACGGUAGUGAUGAAACGAAAGAAUUAUGCAGUUUUUAUGAAUGCCCUGAUUACGCGUUUCGUUGCGGUUACGGUGCUUGUGUGUCUGGUUCAGCUAAAUGCGAUGGUGUAAUGGACUGUGCUGAUAACUCAGAUGAAGAAAAUGAUAAAUGUCAUAAGCGGGCCAAUGAUAAUGCCUUCACUACUACUACUACUACUACCAGUCGACCCUUCAAUGCUUUAACAACUACUACGACUACUACGCCCAACUUAUCUCUUGAUAGCGAUGACUACGAUAACGGAAGUAGUUGUCGUGUCCUACAGCCGCACAUUUCUACAGUGGUCUCAUGCAGCUAUCAAAAUCAGAAUAUCAGUUGUGAUCAGACUUUGAGUCCAGAAUCUCAAGCAUUUAUCUCUUGUGCUCCUGGCUAUAAAUAUCGUCGCCGCCGUAACUAUGUACCUUUUAUUACCUGUAAAGGCAACGGUAAAUGGAGUCAUCCGUUAUUUCAAUGUGUUCCCAUCUGUGGUGAACUGGGUGAAAAAGACAAAGAUAAAGUAGUGAGACCGUGGGAUGUUACGGUAUUUCGUAAAACAAUGAACGAAUAUUCGCCUGUUUGCAGCGGUGUAAUUGUAUCGCAUAGGAUUGUACUCACCGUGGCGCAUUGUUUAAACCGUGAUGAACGAACUGUUGAUAUGCGGACCAAUCAGUACAAUGUGGUAGAAGGCUUCUACAAAUUCACUUAUAACGAGGGCGAUGUCCUUCCCACACGAAAACAUGAUUUAGAAAAGAUUUCAAUUUACUAUGAGUCCAAUGCAAACGAUUAUCGUGGACUGGUAAUACUCGUUUUGAAAAAUCAUAUCAGCUUUUCCGAGGCAAUAAAACCGAUUUGUUUGGUGCCGGGAGGUUUUCGUAAACGUAAUCGUUUACAUCGUCUCGAAUCGAAAGAAAACCUGAAUAUCGGCCUUAGUGUCUCGAUUGAAGAUUCUCGGCAUUAUUUGGAUUCUUUAGUGGCUAAUCUCUAUGACGACACAAAUGGACAACAAGUUGAAUAUUUAGAUGUAAAGCAUUUUAAGAUAUUCAUUAAGCGUCACAUGAAGCGUUACAGCGAUAUUUUGUGAAGUAUAUUGUCCUUGAAUUUGAGAAAUAAAAUCGAGAAUAACAACAAUUCAACCGAUUUGAUAAUCAAGACAUUUAUUUAAGUAACUUGUUGUUCUUGUUGUUGUCGUUAUUAUUUUGUUUUAUUAUUCUUU
Glossina fuscipes is the source of this 1779-nucleotide messenger RNA. RefSeq names its product modular serine protease-like. Gene Ontology annotation, molecular function: protein binding; serine-type endopeptidase activity. NCBI's taxonomy places the organism in Eukaryota, Metazoa, Arthropoda, Insecta, Diptera, Glossinidae. The record is from RefSeq and is a predicted model, not a curated record. Bases 103 to 1647 code for a protein of 514 amino acids. The transcript has 5 exons. Gene Ontology annotation, cellular component: plasma membrane. Gene Ontology annotation, biological process: proteolysis.